This is a messenger RNA of Raphanus sativus (radish), 907 nucleotides long. Its product is annotated as putative aquaporin NIP4-1. The coding region runs from base 1 to 852 and encodes 283 amino acids. The record is from RefSeq and is a predicted model, not a curated record. The transcript is spliced from 5 exons. Gene Ontology annotation, cellular component: membrane. Gene Ontology annotation, molecular function: channel activity. NCBI's taxonomy places the organism in Eukaryota, Viridiplantae, Streptophyta, Magnoliopsida, Brassicales, Brassicaceae. Gene Ontology annotation, biological process: transmembrane transport.
AUGACUUCGCAUGAUGAAGGAAUCGAAGAAGAGCAAAUAUCAAGAAUUGAAAAAGGCAUAGAAAAUGAUUGCCGUGGAGGAAUCGAGACAAUUAUAUGUACUUCUCCCAGCAUUGUUUGCCUUACACAAAAGUUAAUAGCAGAGUUGAUUGGGACGUAUUUCAUAAUAUUUUCUGGAUGUGGAGUGGUGGUGGUGAAUGUGUUGUAUGGUGGAGUAGUGACAUUUCCAGGGAUAUGUGUGACUUGGGGUCUUAUUGUUAUGGUCAUGAUUUACUCUGUUGGUCACAUUUCUGGUGCACAUUUUAACCCUGCCGUCACCAUCUGUUUCGCCAUUUUCCGACGGUUUCCUUGGUAUCAGGUACCAUCGUAUAUAGGCGCACAACUUGCGGGAUCCUUGCUAGCGAGUUUGACACUGAGGCUAAUGUUCAAAGUCACACCCGAAGCUUUCUUCGGAACAACUCCAGCUGAUUCUGUGGCACGAGCGCUCGUCUCAGAGAUCAUUAUCUCAUUCCUCCUCAUGUUUGUUAUCUCUGGUGUUGCCACCGAUAGUCGUGCGAUCGGAGAAUUAGCUGGAAUUGCUGUAGGGAUGACAAUAAUAUUGAACGUCUUUGUAGCCGGACCAAUUUCUGGAGCAUCAAUGAAUCCAGCAAGAAGUCUAGGACCAGCAAUUGUGAUGGGAGUGUAUAAAGGAAUUUGGGUUUACAUUGUUGGUCCUAUCAUUGGAAUUGUGGCCGGAGGUUUUGUUUACAACUUUAUCAGAUUUACGGAUAAACCACUAGGGGAACUCACUAAAAGUUCUUCUUUCCUCCGUAAAGCUUCUCCCAACAACAAUGCUUCUAGUUCUAACAGCUAAUAUUUUGUUCUCUUUUUUUGCAUUUGGCUGCGUUAUUCUCUUCUGUCGUGUUAAC